AUGGAUAGCCUUCGGUUCAUAAUCCUAUCUUUAAUGGUGAUCGUUGCGGCACUAUCUCAGGACUAUGAUGAGUUUAUCGGAGGGAAACGGGCAGCCAUGGAUCCACAUGCGUUUCGUAUGUCAUUUGGCAAACGUUUUGUAGGAAGAAACAUUGAUCCAAAUGCAUUCCGUAUGAGCUUUGGGAAACGAAGUGCGUCGCCACAGUUGGAAAUCGUAAAUCCUUAUGAUCAAGAACUUGUGAAGAGAAUGGACAUGAAACACUACUACAUUGGUCUCGGGAAGCGUUAA
Molecule: messenger RNA, 288 nt
Organism: Necator americanus (New World hookworm)
Lineage: Eukaryota; Metazoa; Nematoda; Chromadorea; Rhabditida; Ancylostomatidae
Exons: 3
Coding region: 1-288 (95 amino acids)
Source: RefSeq, a predicted model, not a curated record